Exophiala viscosa is the source of this 1717-nucleotide messenger RNA. RefSeq names its product beta-tubulin. The transcript has 7 exons. Gene Ontology annotation, cellular component: cytoplasm; microtubule. The coding region runs from base 197 to 1591 and encodes 464 amino acids. Lineage: Eukaryota; Fungi; Ascomycota; Eurotiomycetes; Chaetothyriales; Herpotrichiellaceae. Gene Ontology annotation, molecular function: GTP binding; structural constituent of cytoskeleton; GTPase activity. The record is from RefSeq and is a predicted model, not a curated record. Gene Ontology annotation, biological process: microtubule cytoskeleton organization; mitotic cell cycle.
UCUCUCACCGCCAAGGUUGUUUUGUCAAUUGACCGACUUGCAUUUGGAGGCAGUUCCUCUCCCACAACAUCAACCCGACAGACACCUCUCUCACCACUCCCUCACGACCUCUUUUUUUGAAGUGGUUCUUCUUGAUUGUCACUCCAUCCCACAUCCUCUCCGAAAUCCUUUGAACUAUUCUUGAUUGACCGACAACAUGCGUGAAAUCGUUCACUUGCAGACUGGCCAAUGUGGCAACCAAAUUGGUGCUGCCUUCUGGCAAAUCAUCUCCGGCGAACACGGUCUUGAUGGAUCAGGAGUGUACGUAUACUUGAGAUCUUCGACUGAACAUCAUCCUGACUUGCGCAGCUACAAUGGCACGUCCGAUCUCCAGCUCGAGCGUAUGAACGUCUACUUCAAUGAGGCAUCCGGCAACAAAUAUGUUCCCCGUGCUGUCCUCGUCGAUCUUGAACCAGGUACCAUGGAUGCAGUCCGAGCUGGUCCUUUUGGUCAACUCUUCCGACCCGAUAACUUUGUCUUCGGCCAGAGCGGUGCUGGAAACAACUGGGCCAAGGGUCACUACACUGAAGGUGCCGAGCUUGUCGACCAAGUUCUCGAUGUCGUUCGACGCGAAGCCGAAAGCUGCGACUGCCUGCAGGGUUUCCAGAUCACACACUCUCUUGGUGGCGGUACUGGUGCUGGUAUGGGUACAUUGUUGAUCUCCAAGAUCCGAGAAGAAUUCCCCGACCGAAUGAUGGCUACCUUCUCCGUCGUCCCAUCUCCCAAGGUCUCAGAUACCGUCGUGGAGCCAUACAACGCCACUCUCUCAGUCCACCAGUUGGUCGAGAACUCUGACGAGACCUUCUGCAUUGACAAUGAGGCUCUCUACGACAUCUGCAUGCGUACUCUCAAGCUGGCCAACCCUUCGUAUGGCGACUUGAACCACCUGGUCUCCGCAGUCAUGUCCGGUGUCACCACCUGCCUGCGCUUCCCCGGUCAACUCAACUCUGACCUACGAAAGCUCGCCGUUAACAUGGUUCCCUUCCCUCGUCUGCACUUUUUCAUGGUCGGCUUCGCUCCCCUGACCAGCCGUGGUGCCUACUCCUUCCGUGCCGUCACCGUCCCGGAACUUACACAGCAGAUGUUCGACCCUAAGAAUAUGAUGGCUGCUUCAGACUUCCGAAAUGGUCGCUAUCUGACAUGCUCAGCUAUAUUCCGUGGCAAGGUCAGCAUGAAGGAGGUUGAGGAUCAGAUGCGCAACGUCCAGAACAAGAACAACAGCUACUUCGUUGAGUGGAUCCCCAACAACGUUCAAACCGCUCUCUGCUCGAUUCCCCCACGUGGUCUGAAGAUGUCUUCGACCUUCGUCGGAAACUCGACCUCUAUUCAGGAGCUGUUCAAGCGUGUUGGUGACCAGUUCAGCGCCAUGUUCCGACGAAAGGCUUUCUUGCAUUGGUACACUGGCGAGGGUAUGGACGAGAUGGAGUUCACCGAGGCCGAGUCCAACAUGAACGAUCUUGUUUCAGAAUACCAACAGUACCAGGAUGCAAGCAUCUCUGAGGGCGAAGAGGAGUACGGUGAGGAGGAGGCUCCAUUAGAGGAGGAAGUCUAAACGAGUCUUCUCGUUCCCAAGACGAAAUAUGCCGCGUCAUUCAUAUCGUGGCCAUGGGGUGUGUUGCAUGUUGUGAGCUUCUUCUACUGGACCAUUGAUUGGUUUUGUUUGGCCACAACAGCAUUC